AUGGACAGUCUCUGCUUUCGGACUUCUCCAGGCCUCGUGGGGAUGCCAUUCCAGGCAUCAGCCGCCGCCGGCGUGGGGGAGACGCUGGCUGCUUCUCGACGCAGUUACAUGCAGCCAAGACAGCCGAAGAUGAUGCGACCCCGAGGAGGCGGAUCAGUUGAGAGAGGAAAUAAAGAGCUCGCUGGUCUACAAGAGGAGAGAGGGAGGAGGGAACAUGAGAGAGAGGCGGCAUCCUCCUCACGGCACCGUAGGGGAAACUGGGUCUUCAAGAUAUUGCGCGUAGGAUCGAUUUCGGCGGCGGAGGACCGGAAGCGAGGAAGAAGAAGCGGCGGUGGGGUGAAUGACGAUCAGAUUUUUGAUGAUGGGGAACGUUGCUCGAGCUGCCAGGUCGGCGGUGGGGAGGGCGAAGUGAAGCUUGAAAGGGACUCCUUCAGGAGGAUGCUCCGGCGGGUUUCUCUGCCGGAGGCCAGGUUAUUCGGUCGGCUAUCAUAUCUCGGCAGGCUCGCGUAUAAUAUCCCAAGAAUCAAGGUGACCCGUUAAACCAGAACUCCGCGUUGUUCAUCUGUUUCAUCAUUUCCCACUCUCCUGCAACUUCGAAAUCUCUUCUUCUUCGUUCUGUCCGAGUAAGCUUUAGGUGGAUUCUGCGAUGAUUCCUUCACUUUAUGCAUCCAAAUGGGGAAAAAUGAUCUCUGAUUAUGAUACCAUCUCUGAUCAUCAUUCGUUCAAGCGUGCCAAAAAAAAGGAAGGAAAAAUAUAGACCUUUGGCCUGAGUUCCCCUUAGUUCUGUGGAGCUACAAGGAGUCAAAUCCUGGCUUCUGUUAUUAUUAUUAUUAUUAUUAUUAUUAUUAUUAUUAUUAUUAUUAUUAUUAUUUGUGAGGGGACUGAAAUCUGAAGCUUGUACAUCCGUGGGAAUGUUCAAUUUUACGGCUUUAAUGAUGUACUGAGACAAAUUUGGUAUCGUUUCAUGAAAAUUGACAAAUUUGUGCAUAAUUGUGCCUCUUUUCCAGUCUGAGGAUCUUCUAAAAUGCCACAGAUUGAGCUUUGUCACCUCAUCCUUGGAAAAUAAACCAGAAAUCCCUACCCCCGAGGAUGUGAAUUCAAGUUUCAAAGAUCAAGAAAUCCAGAAGCCAGAGGAGGAGAAAGAAGCAGAAGAAGAAGAGGAAAAAGCAGAAGAAGAAGAAGCAGAAGAAGAAGAAGAAGAAGAAGAAGAAGAGAAAGAAGAGGGCGAGAAGGUUGAGAGCCAAUUGAUGAGCGGGCUCCUCUUAAGCCCAUCUUCUGCAUAUCGGAUUGCUGCCUCUGCUGCCUCGUAUCUCCAAUCUCAAACAAGGACCAUCCUGCCAUUCAAGCCAGCAAGAACAGAGAUGGUCACGAGUUCAUCCACAGGAAGUACUAGAGAAGAGGAUGAAAUGGAACCCACUAGCUCUUCAGUGGCUUCCUUUGUGGCGACCACAAGCUCUGUCACCGCAGUCGUCGCUGCAAAGGAGGAAACAAAGCUAGUAAUUGCCAAUGAUCUGAAUUCCUCAGCGUCCUCGCCUUGUGAAUGGUAUAUCUGUGAUGAUAAUAGCAUUGGAACCAGAUUCUUCAUCAUUCAGGUGCUACUCUCUCCUCAGCAUCCUGUCCUAGCCGACAAUCCAUAUGAUUGCUAAUCUGGGCUCUGAGAUUUCAGGGAUCUGAUUCUAUAGCUUCUUGGAAAGCAAAUCUCCUCUUUGAGCCUGUUCGAUUUGAGGUAAUGUUUUCCAUGCCUGUCUUUAAUCCUUAACAAUUUCUCUUUAAUUUGGGUCAAAUCGAUGUGGGACUACUUCGAAGCCAUGCUCAACUUAUGAAAAACUUAGCAUCAUCCUAAUCCUGCCGAUUAAAUAUGAAACAAAAAACCUCUGCCCACAUGAACCAGCAAGAAAAAAAUUGCCCUUUUAUAGUAACUACACCCUUGAUCUUUGCUGUCUAGGGAUUAGAUGUGCUUGUGCACAGAGGUAUCUACGAGGCGGCUAAAGGGAUUUAUCAGCAACUGCUGACAGAAGUCCGGAACCACUUGAAUGCCCGUGGAACCUCCGCCACUCUCCGCUUCACCGGUCACUCUCUUGGGGGCAGUCUUUCUCUGCUUGUGAGUCUCAUGUUACUGGUAAGGGGAGAGGUGCCGCCCUCAUGCUUGCUCCCUGUUGUAACAUUCGGGUCCCCAUAUAUCAUGUGCGGAGGGGACUACUUGCUUCAGAAGUUGGGCUUGCCUCUGAAUCAUGUCCAAGCCAUAGCAAUGCACAGGGACAUCGUGCCGAGAGCUUUCUCCUGUAGUUAUCCAGAUUAUGUGGCCGAGAUUCUCAAGGCCCUCAAUGGGAAGUUCCGAGAUCAUCCGUGCCUCAAGAACAAGGUGAAAAUUUUCUUUCUUGGAUCUUCAUAGGAUAUGAACCGGGUGAUUGGUUUCUGCUCUUCUCCAUGCUGAUAAAUGAACUUAUUAUGUUUUUUCUGCAAAAUAAUUAUCUGGGUCAUCCUCAUCUUGAUAGGAUAUUCUGAAAAUAUGAAAAGGGUAAUUGGUUUAUUUUGUUUUGCAUGCGAUCAAUUCAUCUGGGUCAUCAUCUACAUCAUGAUCUGGUUUCUGCUCUUCUUCAUGAUGAUUAUGAAUUAGUUACUUUUUCUGCUGCAAAAUUAAAAAAAAUCAUUUCUGUCGUUCAAAUUUUUCCGGAAUAAUUCAAAAAAAGAUUAGAUUAUCUGUUCGUUCUGAUUCUGUUCUCAAACAGAAAUUUCUAUACGCUCCCAUGGGAGAGCUUCUGAUCCUCCAGCCAGAGGAGAGGUAUUCUCCACACCACCACCUUCUUCCUCCCGACAGCGGCCUCUACUCCCUCGCCGGCGACCACCAGAGGACGCUUCUCGCCGCCGCCCAAUCCCUGUUCCUCAACUCUCCCCAUCCUCUGGAGAUCCUCAGCGACCGCGCCGCCUACGGCUUCGAAGGAACCAUCUAUAGGGACCACGACGUCCACGCCUACGUGCGGUCCAUCCGCGCCGUCAUCCGCCGAGAGCUCGAUUCCGUCCGGAAAGCCAGGAGCGAGCGGCGGCGGCGGCGGCGGACAUGGUGGCCCCUCGUGGGUCUGGGGGGGAUCGACGGCAGGCUCCAGCUCAGCGUCUCCGUCGUGGUGGAGGGCGGAAGGGAGUCGCUGAGGAGGCUGGGGCAGCUGGUUAUCUCAAGGCAUCUGAACCUCCUCCUCGUGUUCCUCCUCCCUGCGAAGAUCCUGUUCAUGGGCGGAUCUACUUAG
Molecule: messenger RNA, 3242 nt
Organism: Spirodela intermedia
Lineage: Eukaryota; Viridiplantae; Streptophyta; Magnoliopsida; Alismatales; Araceae
Source: the annotation of a GenBank genome assembly